Messenger RNA from Owenia fusiformis, 828 nucleotides. Lineage: Eukaryota; Metazoa; Annelida; Polychaeta; Sabellida; Oweniidae. The record is from the annotation of a GenBank genome assembly.
AUGCGUAGUAAUCGCAGUGGUUGGUCUGUGAACGCGACGUCCAUUGGUUGGCUGCUUUGUGAUAUUGAUAUAAGUUUAUGUGAUAAGAAAAUGGAAAACAGCCAGGAAGACAUGUUCAUUGCUGGAAGUGGUGUUAGCCCUAGACCCGGCAGUACAGAUCAAGACCAUCACCAUGUUCAUGUUCAAGAUAAUGCUAGGCCAACAGCGGCGCCUGCCGAGCCUUCUAUGCAGCAGGUCUAUAGUAUGCUAAAGAAAAUUGAGAAGAGGUUGGACAGGCUUGAGAGGCCCAAAUCUGACAUUAUCAAAGAUUAUAAGGAUGAGUUGCAAGAUCUAUGUGGACAGUAUUUCAUGCGAUACUAUUGCGCCCUGCCACCAAGACACAACCCUGCUUCACUCAUACGCUUAGUGAAAGAUAUGAUGGGCGAGGACCGCAGAAGAACGAGUUCUGUGUGUAUAAACAAAUGCCUCACGUAUAUUAGAGAAAGAAUGGUUUAUUAUCGUUCUGCAACAAAAAACAAGAUGCACCAAAAGGGCAAGCAUAUGCAGGGUAAAACAUUACUACACCUAAGAAGAGCUGUAUUUAGUAACAUUCCAACUGGCACCUCUUCAGAAGAGGAUGUGCAGCAAUGCCUCAUGGCAAUGAGGAAGGCAACAGAUAUGUCCCAAUUAUGGGAAAGUGUAGAAGGCAACAAAGGCCUAAAGGAUUCAACAUCCUUCUUUGAGGAUGUCAAAGGAGUUGCUCAACGUUACCACACAAGAUGGGAGGACCUUAAAAAGAUCCAAACAGAAGCCAUCGCCAUGACAAAUACAAGGACUUCAGACGAAUAG